This is a messenger RNA of Cuscuta epithymum, 1116 nucleotides long. The record is from the annotation of a GenBank genome assembly. NCBI's taxonomy places the organism in Eukaryota, Viridiplantae, Streptophyta, Magnoliopsida, Solanales, Convolvulaceae.
GGAAUGUACAAAAUGUGUAUGACUUGUGCUUGUAGACGAAGCAACGUUGAUUUCCAAAUUCGUUCAUAACGAGAUUAGGAAACAAUCCCGAGUAAUAAAGUGCUUUAUAUAUUUACCCUACUGGUUAUACUCGUAAAGAAUUACCGCCAGUUUCUUCCUUCCUUACAUCAAAACUUGAUUUACAGAGGCUGAAUCAAUGGCGUCUUACCCGGUCGAGCUCGUCGACGGCCUGAACGUGCGACUGUUCACGUGGACAGAAAAUCUGCUUUCGAACCGCUUCUCCAAAUGCGGCCUUCUCCUCUUCCGAAUGAAGCGCUCCGUCUCCCGAAGAACCUCUGCCGUUUUCGAGGAAUCCGACGUCCAGCUCUUCGAUCUCGUCUCCCACCCGCAGUACCUCCCGGAGAUGAUCAACGGCGCCGCAAUCCUCACCGGAUUCUUCCUGCCGCAAACCACUCCGUUCCUGGCGGCGGCCGUAUCGGAUUGCUUGCGGGGCAAGUUCAAUGUCUGCGAGGAAACCCUGCUCUGUCUCGGGAAAUCCCGGGCCGUCGUCGUCAUCGACGUCGAGACGAAGAGGCUCGGGCAGGAAAAGGGGUAUCGGGUCUCGACCCGACACGCCCGUUUGUACGAGGAACUGAAUGAGUACGAGGAGGAUGACGAGGAGGAGGAGGAGGAGGAGGAAGAAGAAGACGGGGAAAACAGGGGAGUGAUGAUCACUGUGAGAGAAAUGGAUGGGGACGAGGAGAUGUCGGGAUUGGAUUCCGAGGAGGAUGAGAAGAGUUUCGUGUUGGACGUGUUUGGGGAUCACUAUGAUGAAGAUUACGAGGAUGUUAUAUGUUCGAUCAUGACUUCUUUGAGCAAGACGCCGGAUUUUCUCCGGCGAGGCGGCGGCCUUAUCUGCGACGAGUUUCAGGAAUUCAAGGAAGUCGUGGGUGGACUGAAGUUAUAUGAUUAGAGGUGCUGAAUGGUGAUCGGUCGUGUAAUUGUAUUAUUCUUUCAUUUCAUUCAAUUUACCGGCAGUUCUUGCGGGCGGGGAACUAUUGUGAUUUGUACUUUCAAAUUUGAAGAUUAGAUUUUGCUAUUUGGUUGCUUGUUUCUGUGUAUAACAACGAUUCUCUG